Messenger RNA from Oryza sativa Japonica Group (Japanese rice), 3193 nucleotides. The record is from RefSeq and is a predicted model, not a curated record. Lineage: Eukaryota; Viridiplantae; Streptophyta; Magnoliopsida; Poales; Poaceae.
ACAUCUUCUCCUUCUAUUCGAUCGAUUUUCCCAGACGCCAUGGCUACACGCGUGUUAUUGUCGUCGAAGGUGAUAUUAGCACUAGUUCUCGCGUCCCUCUUCUCCCUCCCGCGCCAUGGCCGCGCUCUGGAGCUCAUGAACUGGUCAUGCAACAACGGCAGCGCCUAUGCCGCGAACACCACCUACGACACCAACGUCCACAGCAUCCUCGCCACGCUGACCGCCCGCACACCCAAUACUACCACCGGCUUCGCCACCGCGACCACUGGGCGCGGCACGGACACGGAGGCGUGGGGCCUCGCGCUCUGCCGCGGCGACACCGACCGCGUCGGGUGCGCGUCCUGCCUCGCCGCGGUGCCGGCCGUCGCCUUCAACGAGUGCCGGGGCGACAUGGACGUGACCGUGUUCUACGACCGCUGCCUCGCCCGGUUCUCGUACGUGGACUUCACGGCGAGGCCCGACAACACGGAGGUCCUGAUCGGGAGCCCUAGCGCGGACCGCAUCACCGCCGACGCCGGCCACUUCGACGCGCUCGUGGCGGACCUCGCCGGCGCGCUGGCCGACUGGGCGGCGUACAACUCGACGUUGAGGUACGCCGCUGGGGUGAUGACCUCCGGCGACGGCUUCAUGUCGACGACGGAGGACAUGGUGCACAACAUCUACGGUGUGGUGCAGUGCACGCCCGACCAGGCGGCGGCGGCGUGCCGGGCGUGCCUGGAGGCGCUCAGGGUGGACAUGCCCAAGGUGUUCGCUGGAAAGAUGGGAGGGAGGUUCAACGCGGUGUGGUGCAACCUUAGGUACGAGACCUUCGUCUUCUUCGACGGCGACCCUUCGGUGAAGCUCGUCGCGCCGCCAGUUGUUCCGGAGGAUGGAAAGAGGAGAAGCAGCCCCGAAAAUGCAGCAGCAGUUGUUGGAGCUGUCCUUGGUGCUUUAGUCAUCCUUCUGUCUCUGUUCAUCAUUUACCUCUGGAAAAAAUUACAAGCAAAACAAUAUGCUGCUGACAAAAAUGUUGACUCAGGCUCACUUCUAUUUGAUCUGGCAAUAAUAAGAAAGGCAACAGCUAAUUUUGCAGAACACAACAAGCUUGGGCAUGGUGGAUUUGGAGCAGUAUACAAGGGGUUCUUGCCAGAUGUAGGUGAAAUCGCUGUGAAAAGGCUUGACAGGACAUCGGGACAAGGCCUUGAACAGCUGAGGAAUGAGCUCUUGUUGGUUGCCAAACUCUGGCACAACAACCUUGCAAAGCUUCUAGGUGUUUGCAUCAAGGGAGAUGAAAAGUUACUCGUGUAUGAAUUCCUGCCAAAUCGAAGUCUCGACACUAUCCUUUUUGACCCACAGAAGCGAGAACAAUUAAGCUGGGAAACGAGAUACCAGAUCAUACACGGGACAGCACGAGGCCUACUCUAUCUUCACGAGGAUUCCCAGAUAAAGAUCAUACAUCGCGACCUCAAGGCUAGCAAUGUGCUGCUAGACUCCAACAUGAACCCAAAGAUAUCUGACUUUGGCUUGGCGAGGCUCUGUAGUGGAACAAAAACUACAAGUAUCACAAGCCAAGUCGUCGGGACACUGGGUUAUAUGGCACCAGAGUAUGCAGUGCUUGGGCACCUGUCAGUCAAGGUUGAUGUCUACAGCUUUGGUAUCUUAGUAUUGGAGAUUGUGACCGGAAGGAGGAAUACCGAUGUGUUCGACGCAGACGAAGAAUCUAGCAAUCUACUAAGCUAUGUAUGGGAUCAUUGGCAGAAAGGGAUACCACUGGAGAUCACUGACACGUUGCUGCUGCUCAGCGGUAGCCGGGGUUUGCAGGACAUGGAGCUGCUCAAGUGUGUCCACAUCGGGCUCCUCUGUGUCCAGGAGAACCCGGCAGACCGGCCGACAAUGCUGAGUGUCCUUGUCAUGCUUCAGGAUGUUGACACCACCAAUUUUGCUGCACCAUCGAAACCGGCAUUUACUUUUGCGAAUGUUAGGAACACAACAAGCUCUAGCCCUAGCGCUGCCGCAUUGUCCGCGAAUGAAGUAUCAAUAUCGGAGUUCCAUCCUAGAUAGAACAAAAUAAUUCAUUGGUGCCACUCUGAAAUUACCACUUUAGAAAUAUGCAACUUCAUAGUGGCAUUGCCUUAAGCUCAUAUCUUUUUUAACCAAUUUGCAUUCCAUAUUGCUAAUUAUAUUGGCACAUAGACAAGAAUGACAUUUUCUACUCCGAGCUCUAGCUAAUCUCAGCACCACAUCAUCCUGUCACCAACUCCCACAACAACGUAUCCUUUCCGCCGAUACAUCCUUAUCAUACAGUUGAUAAUAACGCGUAUGUAGGUUGCCACAGGAAUUGUCUGAGUCUCAAGCCCCCACUUCUCCUUUGCACAGGAGCAGUAUUACUUGGCAUUGAAUGGAAUGAAGACACAUUGUCACCACCCUGAUUUUGGAUGAAACUUAUAGUUGCAUCAGAUAUGUAUAAAAAGUUGGUUAGUUAUAUAUCUAUGACUUGGAGUUGUACUAGGUAUAUUAGAACAUAUGUUAGGCCCAUAUAUCUUAAGUCCCUCUUAAACAUAGUAAAAUAACUGGGCCGGACCAACGAUUGAACCGGAAAAAACCAGAACCAGUAGUCUCACUGGGUAGGUUUGCUUCAAAGAUCGCCCAUGCAAAUGAACUGGUAUAAACCCGGUGAACCGGACGGUUUAUGCGAAAAACUGGUGACCCAGGCUAUCCUAAACUGGCGGGUCGGCUAGUAGAUGGGCCGACCUUCCAAGGCCCACCUCGCUUCCAGCAGCCCAAGUUCAUUUAUUUGCCUAAAAAUGAUAAAAAAAGUGCUCUUUUGGGGAUUCGUUCCCUGGUUGCCAAUAGCAAGGAUGUUCCCAUCACCACUAGCUAGCUUGAGCUCCUUGUUUGGAUAAAAUUAUGCGUAUAACAUGAUGGUUCUGGUUCAGCAUUAGACUGGUUGACCCAGCAGUCCAACCGGUGAACCGAUGAACCGAGGGCUCAAGCAGUUCGAUGACAGGUCCGAUUUUUCUACUAUGCUCUUAAAUAGUGAGGAUCAUCUGCAUAACUAAGGGCAACUAUAGCAUAGGUGAAUGAAUAUAUGGCUUGCCAAUGGUGGUUGAUACCUUUAUUUAAAAAAAUUAUAAUUAUGACUCUCUUAAAAAACACAGUAAUCAUGCUAGCUUGCAGUAAAUCUAGCAUUGAUGGUCAAUACUCCCAUGUAUAA